UUAUGUAAUCCCUAUUGAACAUCAUGUCCUGUUUACUUUCUUUUUUAGGGGCUCAUUAAAUCAGAGGUUGGGUUUGUUGUUUAGAAGAGGAAGCAGGUGGAAACCGCUAUAAACUAAGAGCUGUAAGAGCUCAAAAGUGUCUCUCGUUACGUUGCUUCUCAGCGGAUGGGAUGUUUGUAAUGACAAGACGUUCAAGUGAGGGCUUGCUUUGAACGUGAAGGCAGGAAAUAACGCACGCAGCCCCACUCAAUGGCACAUUGUGCGCAACAGGGAAGUGAACCUCGGCUGCUUUUCUGCACUGCUGAAAGUUCUCUACCCUGCUCUCGAAGUUAACUUUCUCUACGUCAGAAAUAAGGAAAGACGAAAACCCACAUUUACAGCUUUUACAAGAAACGACGUCGGUCCUUAAAGCGAGUUCUUGAUGCAGAAGUACUAGAAAAUGAGGAUGGUCGGAGUGUAGGAGAUCUUAUGAGAAGGGAGAGAAGGAAAAGGCGACGACGAAAACUGUUUCUACACCUCGGCUUUACAGAAGAACUGCCUAAUCAUGGCCCAGUGGUUGGAGAUGAGUUAUGUCCUGACUAACAUGGACGAUGAGCGAAUCAACACGCUCUAUCCGCCAGACACCUUCCCGAUUGAAAUCAGGCAUUAUCUUUGCCAGUGGUUGGAAGAAAAAGAUUGGGAAGGUUUUAGCCCAGACCAGUCGGACAAAGAGCCAAUCGCGCAGGCUUUACUGAACGACGCUGUCCUCCUCUUAGAAUCGGUUGCUGAGCAGCAGAAUAUAGUGGAGAGGAUGAAGCUGUUGCAGAUAACAAAGAACAUGAUGACUCGGCCAGCUAUGGAGUUUGCUGUGAAGAUCAGAAACAUUUUCAGGCAGGAGAAGAUGAUACUCUGUGAGAAGCUCGCCAAUAAACGGGCAGAAGGGAAGACUCCUGACUUUGAGGAAUUGAGUUUCUUGAAGAAUACAGUGUUUCAGCUCCAGGACCGCAGAAAAAGAUUCCACAGCUGUAAAGAGGAUAUCAACUGGGAGAUGGUAAACUUUGAAGCUCUGCAAUCCGUUCAUGCAAAGACUCCAUCGGAACAUUCACUCAGAGAACUACAGAUGUUGUCAAAGAAAAUCCAGGAGCUCAAGAUAAAUCAAAGCAGUCUGGUCCGGGAAUGUUUGGGGAUGUUCACAGAGACUCUGACCAAGCUGAAACAGUGUCAGGAUAAUUUCAUCGUAAAGAUGAACGUAUGGCAGUGGGAGCAGCACAAAUCCGUUAUAGGAUAUCCUUUCUCUGAUGACCUCACCCAUCUGCAGAACUGGUCCGAACAGCUGUUUGCGGUGAACAGUAACCUUCGGCAGGAGUGGCUGCUGAUCCCUGAUCUUCCAAAGGAAAUCGGAGAAAAACUGACAGGUCUUCUUCAGGAGCUGAUUCAAAGCUCUUUUGUUGUGGAAAAACAACCCCCUCAGGUCAUUAAAACUCAGUCAAAGUUCUCCGCAGUUGUGAGAUAUCUGCUGGGGGAAUCGCUGGUGUCUGGGCAGCCUGUGACAAUGAAGGCACAAAUUAUUAAUGAACUCCAAGCCAGAAACGUGAACCUUGCAUUGUGCGACAAUGUCGGAGAACUCAUAAAUCACACAGCAAUCCUGGACAGAAACACAGCCACAAAGACCACAAACGCCAACUUCAGACACAUGUCCAUUAAAAAAAUAAAGCGAGCAGACCGGAAGGGAGCCGAAUCUGUGACAGAGGAGAAGUUUGCGCUCAUGUUUCUUGCAGAGAUUUUCAUCACAGGUCAUGAGACUCCUUUCAAGAUACAUAUAAACUCUCAGCCUGUGGUCGUCAUUGUUCACGGCAGUCAGGACAUCAAUGCCGUGGCCACCAUCAUCUGGGAUUGUGCGUUUGCUGAACCAGACCGAGUGCCCUUUGUCGUCCCGGACCGUGUGACUUGGAAGAUGAUGAUUGAAACUCUGAAUGUUAAAUUUUGCUCAGAGGUUGGGACAAAUCACAACCUGAACCCCUACAACAAGCACUUCUUGGCUCAAAAGAUUUUUGACCAGCCUGAAUAUGCAAAUGACUUGAGCGAUUCUGUGGUUACUUGGUGCCAGUUUAAUAAAGAGGUCCUCGCGGGUCGAAAUUUCACUUUCUGGCAGUGGUUUGAGGGAGCAAUGGAUCUCACCAAGAAACAUCUGAAGCCCUACUGGAGUGACGGGCUGAUUUUUGGUUUCAUUGGAAAGCAACAUGUCCACCUGAUUCUCAAAGAAUCUCCCAGCGGGACUUUCCUCCUUCGCUUCAGUGACUCAGAAAUCGGAGGCAUCACCAUCGCUUAUGUUUCUCAUGAGAAUGGGAUACCGAUGAUUCAGAACAUUCAGCCUUUCACCAGGAAAGAUCUCGAGAUCCGCUGCCUCGGCGACCGCAUACGAGACAUUAAUGAGAUCUUGUACCUCUAUCCAAAUGUGCCCAAACAUGAAGGUUUCAAGAAGUUCUACACAGAGCAACAGCCCACCAAUUCGGGCUACAUUCCCGUAAGUCUGCAGACUAAAGUUGGCACGGUACCAGAGAUCGAUGGGAGUCACAUCAGUGGUGAGCUGAGCGUGCUGAAUGUCGAAGACACCUACCCAUUAGAUACAUUACCAGACUUGAAUGGCCUCUCCAUGGACGCAAACUGCGACCCUAUUCCCCCAGAUGGCAUGGAAUACGACUUUUAUUUCAAUGAAUUUGCUAAGAACUCUACUUGAUAUUAGAGACCAAGGCAGAUGCAAAGUCAAGACUGAAGACUAACUCAUCUUUUAUCACUCAAGUGAUUGUGCUGUUUUCUUCAUUGGGAUCUACAGUUUGAUUUGAUUGUAAAUAGAAACUUUUUACAGCUAGAAUUACCCUUUUCAGGGCCUUUUAGGCCAUUUUCAAAUGGCCACACCCAUUUGAAUAUGGCUGCAGCCAUAUUCAAAUGAGAAGAAAUAACUAUGAGUUCAGUAUCGGCGCAGCACCAGUUUAAAGUGUCCAAUAGCAGGAUUUUUAGCACUACAGAAUCUGUAUGUCAAGGGCGAGAGAUUUCCUAAAUGUUGAAGUGUAAGCUAAUUUUAGUCCAAAAAAAAAAAAUUUGAAUAACAUGCAUUCUUCUCACAAAUAUUAUUCUAGAAACCUAACUUUAAAGUAACAGACAAAGGACUUUUUUAUUUUUUCUGGGAUGCAUUUCUGUGUAGCUCAAGUUUUAAAUUCUAAAGCUUUAUCCCUGUGCAUAUAUCACGGCUUGCUAAUUGCUAGCUGCUUUUGAAGAUAAGAUUAGCAUUUGCUUCUGAGCUCUCUGCUGGGUUUUUACAUAGUCUGUAGAGCAUUUUGUGAUUCAAAAACUCGAAGUCUUAAACUCACACUGUAAAGACACCUCAACUGGAUAACUAUUAUGUGCUAGCGCUCAUUUUGUGAACUCCAUAUGAGCACUAAAUUAAAAAGGUAUUCCACAUUUUGAUUGACUGCAUUAGAUCAUCUGGAUCAAAAUUUAAAGCAUUUUUGUAAGCAGAUAUUUUAAAUCUCCUCCACAUGUAGAUUAUUUUAUGCACACUGGAGUGAUUUAUUUCAGUUUAUUUCUUUAAAUUCCUCACCACACUCAUCAGCUGCCACAGUCGUCUUUACGGAUGAACGCUGUGUUAACCACAUCAGAGGCUAAUAAUGCUUAGCCAACUGUGGUAUUAACGCUAGCAUCUUAUACGAAAAGGCCAUUUCAUUGUUUUAACGCUGUACAACAUUUGAUCUAUUUUUUUUUAUUCUAAAAUACUUUAUUCACCAAUAUGUUACUAGAUUAUUCUACACUUGGCAUAGAUUCUUUUAAAACAGUAUUUGUGAAUCUCAGUCUUGUUAAGGCACUGGAUGUAUCUUCCAAUCUGAACUUAAAAGUAACACCUCAAGAUAAAAAUAUAAUUUGCUUAUGGCAACAAUUUUAAUGUUUAUCUUCAUUUUAACCGCUGUUAUAUGUGGGUAACAUGGAUUCCCUAAUUAGCACCCAAAAAUGUGUUGCUAGCUUAUGAAUCCCCACUGACAGGUAAGAGGGAAAAAAUAAGGAAAGGAAAUUGUAUAAAUAUUGAGUACAAAAAAUGUAAAAAAAAAAAUAAAAAAAAAACACACACAAAAAAACAUUGCUAAAAUCUUCAUGGAUACUUUUUACUGGUGCUGUUGCUUUAGUUAUUUUAUUUAAAUUCAACAUUAUGUGAGUCACCCUUUUCCUUUCCAGCAUUUACCUCUGAAACAGCAACACAACAAGACCAGUCCACUUUGAAUAUGGUACUUUAAAUUAGAAACCCAUCUGGAUUAAAGGGGUUUUCUUGUCUUUUGUGUUUUAUGCUUACUGGUGGACUUCUUUGAAAAACACA
Molecule: messenger RNA, 4342 nt
Organism: Poecilia latipinna (sailfin molly)
Lineage: Eukaryota; Metazoa; Chordata; Actinopteri; Cyprinodontiformes; Poeciliidae
Gene: stat6
Product: signal transducer and activator of transcription 6, interleukin-4 induced
Exons: 22
Coding region: 545-2716 (723 amino acids)
Biological process (GO): signal transduction; regulation of DNA-templated transcription
Molecular function (GO): DNA binding; DNA-binding transcription factor activity
Source: RefSeq, a predicted model, not a curated record